Molecule: messenger RNA, 1799 nt
Organism: Telopea speciosissima
Lineage: Eukaryota; Viridiplantae; Streptophyta; Magnoliopsida; Proteales; Proteaceae
Product: CBL-interacting serine/threonine-protein kinase 21-like
Exons: 13
Coding region: 190-1554 (454 amino acids)
Biological process (GO): signal transduction; protein phosphorylation
Molecular function (GO): protein kinase activity; ATP binding
Source: RefSeq, a predicted model, not a curated record
AAAGUCAAAGGCAAGGAGUUUGGAAGGAGAUCAAGAUCUGCAUACAAAGGAGAAACUUAGAAUCCAUUUCUAGCUACUUCAGUUUGCAGGAUUAAGCAGAAAAUAAUAGGAAGAACAGGCAAAGGAAUUGGGAUUAGCGGUAGGGUGACGGAGGAGAAGAAAGAGCGAUACCUUCAGGAAAGUCUGUUGAUGGGUUUUGCAGCUACCACUAUUGGAAAAUACCAGCUUGGUAAAACCAUUGGUGAAGGUACCUUUGCCAAGGUUAAACUGGCUUUGGACACAGUUACACGGCAGCAUGUUGCAGUCAAGAUCAUCGAUAAGCAGAUGGUCAUGGAAAACAAGUUAAUGGAACAGGUAAAGAGAGAGAUAAGUACAAUGAAGCUACUGCAUCACCCCAGCAUUGUCCGAAUUUACGAGGUUACUGCUACCAAGACCAAAAUCUACAUAAUAAUGGAAUAUGUGCCAGGAGGCCAACUCUCAGACAAGUUGUCAUAUAUCCAAAAAUUCGACGAACGAGAAGCUAGGAAAUACUUCCAGCAGUUGAUUGAUGCGGUGGACUACUGUCAUAGCAGGGGUGUUUAUCACAGAGAUCUGAAACCAGAAAACCUGCUGUUGGAUGGAAAAGGAAAUUUGAAAGUCUCAGACUUCGGACUCAGUGCCUUGCGGAAGGUAAUUGCCUACAAGAAGUACGAUGGAGCAUCUGCAGAUAUUUGGUCAUGUGGAGUAAUCUUGUUCGAAUUACUUGCUGGUCGUCUACCCUUUGAUGACCGAAACCUAAUGAACUUAUACAGAAAGAUAUCCAGAACUGAGUACACAUGUCCAGAGUGGUUUACAGCAAGCCAAAGGAAACUACUUUUCAGGAUCCUUGAGCCAAUGCCUAAACGGCGGAUGACAGUAGCAGAGAUUCUACAAGAUGAGUGGUUCCAAACUAGCUAUGAGCCUUCUGGAGGAAUUGAAUACGAAAUCAGCUUGGCUAAUGUUGCAGCAUUUGAUGGGAUUGGUGUAAGGAAGAACCAAAGAGGGAUGCCCAAAUCCUCAAGUUUCAUCAAUGCUUUCCAGCUUAUAGCAAUGUCUAGUGACCUUGAUUUGUCGGGUCUCUUUGAAAAUCAGGAUGAGGACAAACAGAGAACAAGGUUUGGUUCCAAGCAUCCAAUUAAUGAGACCAUAGAGAAAAUUGAAGUUGCUGCAAAAGAUGUCAGUCUCUCAGUUGAAAGAAUGAACAUUUCAAAGCAGUUCUUCGAAUUUCAGGUGAAAAUUCAUCAGAAACAAAAGUUGAUGAGUUGUCCUAGAUCAUAUUUCAACCUAUCAGCUGAGGUGAUCGAGGUGACACCCACACAUUGUGUGAUACAAAUAUCAAAAUCCGCAGGGGAGCUCCGAGUGUACAAUGAGUUCUGCAAAAGCUUAUCAAAUCUGCUGAUCGAGAACUCCAGUGAAAGAUCCGAAUCAAAUAUGCCCAGCGCAACCAUUAUUGAUGAUCGUAAACAGAGUGAAUGUAGUUCAGAAUGGGAAGAGAACAAGAAGGAUGAAGAACCUUGUGGCUACAAUACCUCCUGACAAACUGGUCUCUCUUCAGCUCAAUCCUUACUGAUUAUGAUUCCAGACAGUUCAUAGAAAACAAAGAUGUAUAUUGCAUAGCGGCGGAACAACCCAUUCUUCAAAUUAGAGCAUUGAAGCAACAUGAGAGAGAGAAUACUAAGGAUGGCUAUACGUAUUCAAGAUCGAGAUUCUUUUUUUAUUAAACCAAAGGAAGCUGUUUGCAUAGUUCUUCGCUUGCUCCUAUAAUUUUGACAUCUUGUAAA